Molecule: messenger RNA, 1599 nt
Organism: Folsomia candida
Lineage: Eukaryota; Metazoa; Arthropoda; Collembola; Entomobryomorpha; Isotomidae
Product: activator of 90 kDa heat shock protein ATPase homolog 1
Exons: 10
Coding region: 233-1273 (346 amino acids)
Biological process (GO): positive regulation of ATP-dependent activity; protein folding
Cellular component (GO): cytosol
Molecular function (GO): protein-folding chaperone binding; ATPase activator activity
Source: RefSeq, a predicted model, not a curated record
GAACGGCCCUAAAACGAAUUCUAGAAUCUUCACAUGGUUUCUUUCUGGUUCCUCUCUUGAAUUUCCAGUCAUCAUCCAUGCACCGGAUAAGAGUCGUUCCAUGCUCCCUCAAAACUAAGGCCCAGUGACCCUGUUGACCUCACCCCCACAAAACACACGUGUGUUCGGGUGUGUUAGACAGCUUUUCUCUAUUCUGUCGUGUCGGUUAUUGCGCUAAUUAUUGUUUAUAAAGAUGGCAAAAUGGGGAGAAGGGGACCCGCGUUGGAUAGUUGAGGAAAGGCCAGAUGCUACAAAUGUUAACAACUGGCAUUGGACCGAAAAAAAUGCCUGUCAAUGGUCCAAGGAUAAGUUGAAAGAAUUGUUCACCGAUUUUAAAAUUGAAACAACCGUUGGGACUUGCAAGAUAACGGAGUUAGAAAAAUGUGAAGGAGAUGCGUCUGCAAAUAAUAGGAAGGCAAAAAUUAUAAUUUUCUUUGAGUGGGAAUUGCGACUUAAAUGGAAGGCUAAACUUAAUAACGAAUCAAGUGAAACUAUCUCAGGAACUGUAGAAAUCCCAAAUCUAAGUGAUGAAAAUGGUAUCAACGAUCUAGAUAUUCAAUUUUUGACAGAGUCUAAGCUCGCAGAUGCUGAACUUCUUAAAAAAGCCCUUCGAAUUGAUGGCACAAAGCAAAUUCAAGCCCUAUUAGAGAAAUAUGUUGAAGCUCUUCAGCAAGAAUUUACGCAAGGAAUGAUUCUGCCCAAGAAGGAAUCCGGCACUAGUUCCACUAAUUCAUGCAUGUCUAAUCUUACUUUGGAAGACUCGUCCACACCUAGUGUCCCAAAAAAUGGAGUCAAAACAGAAAGGAAAUCAACAGAACCAGUGAAAUUAAAUUUAACUGAUCUAAAAACGUCUUCAACAAUGAAAUGUGCUGCCCAGGACGUUUACAAUGCUCUUACGCGACCUGAGAUGUUUGCCGCUUUUACGAAUGGUUCAGGACGAAUGGAGCCCAAAGUUGGUGGAACCUUCGAAAUGUUUGGAGGAAACGUGCAUGGAAAGAUAUUAGAGCUCGAAGAACCCAAUAAAAUUGUGCAGGACUGGCGAUUUAAAUCUUGGCCAGAUGGGAUUUUCUCUCGUGUAACUUUUACAAUUACACAAAAAUCAGACUCAACCGAAAUCACCGUUCGACAAAAGGGAGUUCCCGAAUCUGAUCUAGAACGAACUAAAGAAGGAUGGGAUAAGUAUUACUGGGAUGCGAUGAAGCGGACCUUUGGCUUUGGAUCCAUGAUGUUAUGAAAACUGUUUCCUUCUAAGAAAUCUAAACUUUUGUACACUCAUGAUUUCCAAAAUCAUUUGAUAUUCAACUCUAUUAUAUACUAACCUUACACUCCACUUCAAUGAGUUCCAAGCUUGACCCGGUUGAGAUGUAGCUUUCUUUGAUUCAAACAUGGCUUUAGUGUACACACUCAGGAUUAGUAAGAGUAUUUACUUUACAUAAUUAUUCAUGCAUAUAUAAUAACUAUCCCUCAUAAAUAUAUGCCAUGUACUUAUGUGAGUCAAUCGGUUGAUAAAUUGUGUAGGUCGACAAAUUGGUCUUUGAAAUAAAUAUCACAAAACCUAAA